AUGCGAAUUUUGCGCUUGGACGUCACGAUCGCAAUAUCAUGUCUCACUUUAGUCUCGCUGACGGUGACUCAGUUCCUUCGGGUUCCUUCGCCGAGCUAGGCGACCUCCUGGCUUCCCUUCGCAAUCUCCUGCGUCCGACAGACCUUUAAUUUUGUAGGUGCUUCAAGGGCAAAACCAUGGAGUACGUUACUUGAGCUGACUGGCCGCACGUCGACAGAUCAUGUUUCCUAUUCUAUCCUCGGCCAAUCUUCGACGAGUCCUGAUGCACGCGUCGGCGACAGCAUCACUCGCCCUGCUCUUUUCGAUCCUGGCCACGAUACCGCGUGUAUACGCCUUACCGGCAUACCGGAUACGACCGAGGCAGACUCAGACGAUGAACAACUUGACCUUCGCGAUCGCUGCGACUUCGAAAGACAGUACGGCGCUGUCGAGCAACACGAUCACGUUGAUCAAGCAAAUGCUCAACAUGACCGCGCUCGAAAGGUACGUGCGCAAUGCGACCUCCUGCAAGCUCAGCGUUUCCUUCAACCAUGGCCGGCUUGGUCCUGAAAGAGGUGCAUGAGACUCCUUACCACUACUUGGAGUGAUCUACCACCAUCUUGCUCGACUUUUGUGACUGCUGAUCUCACGAGGACCCAUGUGGACGCGCUGGCGGUCACCUCCUUCUGACGAGCGCAACCUGCCGAAUCUUCAUGACGUAGUUCCACUCGUUGGACCGGAAGUCUUGGGCCCGAAGGCGCGCCCAGCCCUGCGGGUGGGGCCCAGCCGUGCGGGUGGGGCCCAGCCGCCGCUCCGACACCGAGCACAGCCUUAAGAGUUUGACCCGUCAUCUCACGUACUGAUCCUCCACGCCAAACUUUGUUUCGUCUUUACAAUCAGUUGGGAGAUUGGCGCUCAUAUACAAGCACUUCUUGAAUAGUGAGUGCCAACGGCGAUCUGAAUCGGCAUACGAUUCUCGGCACAUGCGAUCGACCUCGGAAACGUGUCGAGAGUGUGCCCCUCAGGAGGUCCCCACUGACCACGAGGUUCUUCCGUCGUCUUUUGCAGUGAUUAUCCAGUCCUCGCGGUUUUUUUCGACACGUACACGGACCUACCGCAGGACACCAUUUACCCGUACCCUGUCAUGUCGCUGGUCGGCUCGGUCGUCUCGCGCAGAGCCCCUAACUCGCUCCAGUUGAUGCCCGACGGAUCCGCCGCCGAUCCCGCGAGCAUCGGUGUGGCUACCAUUUUGGCCAACUAUUCGAUCCGGGCGGAUGAUCGUGCUCAAUUUGGAACGGCUGCGGAGGAUCAGUUGGAGGCUUUGCUACUUCACACACCAAGAACAGCGGAUGGUGCAAUUUCGCAUCGUGCUGAUGAGCUCUCCUUGUGGUACGUGACCUGGUCCGAAGGGGCUACUGCCCCCUCGGAUCGUCGUGCUGACUUUGGAUCGUUUCCCCCUCUCUAGGGCCGACUCUAUAUGUUCGUUAUCUCGCCUCCGUCAAAUUUGACGCGGUAAUUAUUUUUCCACGGCGUGCAGCAUAAGCUAACCUCUUGCCAUCCUGCCGCUUCACAGACAUGGUUCCACCUUUUUUGGCCUACUAUGGGACCAUCAACGCGAACAUGUCGCUUAUUCAAGAAGCAUACGACCAGUGUCGACUGUACCGACAAAACCUCCGCAACGCAAGCUCGGGCUUGUACAAACAUAUCCUGUGGGGUUCAAACCCCGAUCCCGACCCCUGGGCCACUGGCAACGCUUGGGCCGCUGCUGGAAUGUACGUCCUUUCUUGAGCAAGGAAGGGCUUCAUCUUUGCUGACAGUCUCGUGCGUGCACUCGUUUCAGGAUUCGAGUAUGGGCAACGAUCAUGAAUUCGAACUAUGCGUCCGACUUUGCGUCGCAGGCGAAUGACUUGGCGUCCUGGACGAUGCAGAUCGUCGAAGCAGCUUUCAGUUUACAAUCUGUGAGUCUGCCGCAGUGAACUGUGUCCAACAUCGAAGUGAACUGACCGCUCACCUUACACUGGUGCCUCGACCUACACAGGCCAAUUUGCUGUUCCACAACUACUUGGACAACCCGAAUACAUUCACCGACGCCGCCUCAACGGCUCUGCUCACAGCGGUGUCGUUCCGCCUGGCGCAGUUCAAGAUUUCCGAAUCGACGCUGGCCAAAGCACAAGAAACGCGCAUCGCUCUCCAUUCCCACAUCUCGAGUACGACAGGUCUGCUAUCGCCCGUCGUCGAUCCCCUCUCGUUCGGGCGAAUUGGUCAGCAGUCACCCGAGGGUCAAGCGUUCGUGUUGAUGAUGGAAGCCGCAUGGGCUGACUAUACGGCCAUGUCGACGGUGCCAAACCCAAUCGGUGCAUCUGAAACCGAAUCUUUGGGGGACUCGAAGGCCAACGCGUCGAGUAGCGGCACAUCGGGUGCUCGGACUUUGCACGGUGGCGGUAGCGAGUGGACAAGGGAUGUGAUGACCGUGGCGCUGGUACUCGCGACGGUGUAUGCGAUCUAUGCCUAA
Molecule: messenger RNA, 2491 nt
Organism: Microbotryum saponariae
Lineage: Eukaryota; Fungi; Basidiomycota; Microbotryomycetes; Microbotryales; Microbotryaceae
Source: the annotation of a GenBank genome assembly